UGCCCCUCUCAAACGUGCUUUCCCUACGUGCCUCUCCCAUAAUACACGUGCCUCUAUCGAUUACGCAUAUUUUUGUGGGUUAACUUGGCCUCCUCAACUUGCCUUCAUCAGCCAAACGCAAAAAUGUUGAGUAAAAGGCUAACCAGAUCCGUAUUGCAAGUUCGAGCUCGUUUAGCCCAUACUUCGGUGAUUGGGAUCGAUUUGGGCACCACCAACUCCGCAGUUGCCAUCAUGGAAGGCGACCAGCCCAAGAUCCUCGAGAACGAAGAGGGUGGCAGAACCACGCCCUCCGUGGUUGCCUUCACCAGAGAAACUUCCGUACCACUUGUGGGUUCCCCCGCCAAGCGCCAGGCUUUGGUGAACCCCGAAAACACAUUCUUUGCCACUAAACGGCUAAUAGGGCGCCGCUUUACAGACAAAGAGGUUGCGCGUGACAUCCAGAAUGUUCCGUACCAGAUUGUGGCAAAUCCGGAAAAUGGAGACGCGUGGUUGCGUGCAAGCACUGGCGAAACAUACUCCCCGGCCCAAAUUGGGGGCUUCAUCCUCAGCCGGAUGCGUUCGAUCGCUGAAACCCAGCUCCAUACGAAGCUCAGACAUGCGGUAGUGACUGUGCCGGCGUACUUUAACGACUCACAACGCCAGGCAACCAAAACUGCGGGGCAGAUCGUGGGACUCAACGUGUUGCGCGUGGUCAACGAGCCGACUGCCGCGGCGCUUGCGUACGGGUUGGAUAAAAAGGAAGAUGGGAUCGUCGCGGUGUUCGACUUGGGUGGCGGCACCUUCGACAUCUCCAUACUCGACAUCGAAGGCGGUGUGUUUGAAGUGUGUUCGACUAACGGGGAUACCCACUUGGGCGGAGAGGAUUUUGACAUUUUGCUCUUGAAGCACAUUAUGGCGGAUUUCAAGGUGAGAACUGGUAUAGAAGUGUCUGGAGAUAAGUUGGCGGUGCAGCGCAUCAGGGAGGCAGCUGAGAAGGCCAAGAUCGAAUUGUCACACGUGAAGGAAACAACAAUCGAUCUUCCGUUCAUCACCGAGAAUCAACACAUCUCCAUGCGCCUCACAGAGGAUGAGUUGGAUACCAUGUCGAUGCACUUGAUCAACAAGACCAUUGAUCCGGUGAAGCGGGCGCUCCGUGAUGCCUGCUUAAAGAAGGAGGAUAUCGACGAAGUGAUUUUGGUCGGAGGAAUGACCCGAAUGCCCAAGAUCCGCAACGUCGUCACGGAUUUGUUCGGCAAGGCUCCUUCCACGGCCGUGAACCCCGACGAGGCAGUGGCCCUUGGUGCUGCCAUACAGGGAGCUGUAUUGUCCGGCCAGGUGAAGGAUGUGUUGUUGCUAGAUGUCACACCCUUGUCCUUGGGGAUCGAAACCUACGGGGGGAUCUUUUCUCUGUUGAUUCCGCGUAACACCACCGUGCCUGCGAAAACCAAGCAGAUCUUCUCGACCGCUGUAGAUGGCCAGAACGGCGUGGAGUUGCGGGUGUACCAGGGCGAACGCUCGUUGGUGAAAGACAACAAACUCAUUGGGCAGUUCAAGUUGAGCAACAUCCCCGCCAUGCCCAAGGGUGUUCCCCAGAUUGAAGUAAGUUUCGCCAUCGAUGCCGAUGGGAUUAUUAAUGUCAGCGCCCGUGACAAGACAUCCGGUAAGGAUGCGAGUAUCACAGUGGCUGCCACCAGCGGCUUGACCGAGGAGGAGGUCCAGAAGAUGGUAGAAGACGGUGAAAAGUACAAGGAGCAGGAUCUGAUCAAAAAGAAGAGCUUAGAAAACGCCACGCGUGCUGACUUGAUCUGCACCGACGCGUCCUCCGCGUUGGCCCGGUUCCGCGAGUUUGUUUCAGACACCAAGGCCCUGGAGUUGACGGCAAUGGUGGAAGAAGUGAAUAUGCUAGUCGCGGCCGUGCGCGGCGGAAAGGCCAUAGAUGGCGGUGUUAUCAGGGCCAAAGCGGAUGCUGUUCAGCAAUAUAGCGUGGGUAUCUUCCAGGAAGUUGCUAAGGCACAGAAGGCGAAGAAGUAAUGCGAGGCAAUUCCCGGUUGAGCGAAAAGAUGAAAUAUUUGGCCCUUGUUGUUUAUGUAACUUGUAUAUAGCUAACUUACACUAUGUUAGGUUACUCUUGCUUGUAUGACGUCGAUCGAU
Babjeviella inositovora NRRL Y-12698 is the source of this 2130-nucleotide messenger RNA. Its product is annotated as Hsp70 family ATPase. Gene Ontology annotation, molecular function: ATP hydrolysis activity; ATP binding; heat shock protein binding. The transcript has a single exon. Bases 124 to 2010 code for a protein of 628 amino acids. Gene Ontology annotation, biological process: cellular response to unfolded protein; protein refolding. The record is from RefSeq and is a predicted model, not a curated record. Gene Ontology annotation, cellular component: mitochondrion; cytoplasm. NCBI's taxonomy places the organism in Eukaryota, Fungi, Ascomycota, Pichiomycetes, Serinales.